Stegostoma tigrinum is the source of this 4569-nucleotide messenger RNA. It is a transcript of the gene tlk1a, whose product is annotated as tousled-like kinase 1a. Gene Ontology annotation, cellular component: nucleus. Gene Ontology annotation, biological process: peptidyl-serine phosphorylation; chromosome segregation; intracellular signal transduction. Gene Ontology annotation, molecular function: protein serine/threonine kinase activity; ATP binding. The transcript is spliced from 22 exons. Bases 602 to 2884 code for a protein of 760 amino acids. The record is from RefSeq and is a predicted model, not a curated record. Lineage: Eukaryota; Metazoa; Chordata; Chondrichthyes; Orectolobiformes; Stegostomatidae.
UGACUUACUUUAGUUUCAUUAUUUUCUCUUGUUUAUUACCCCCCCCAUCAUCUUGUAAAGGAAUUUGGUGCGACACUGUCGCAAAAAAUUAGUUUGCAGAUUGAAAGCCGAUACACCCCUCCCCACCUCGACGUUUAAAGAGAAGCUUCAUUUCAACGUGUGGAGAGUUAUUGAUGAUCAGGAAGACAAUGAGGGAGAAGUUUCCCCAAACAACAACGGCAGCAGCUUUUUAAAAAAAAAGAAAGAAAGAAAGAGAGAGAGAGAGGGAGAGAGCGAUCUGUCCCUAGGCUAGAGCCGGGGGUUUCGCUCUUUUACUCCCAAAGUUUAAAGUCAAGCUCGCUGGAGUCAUUGACCCCGGGAGGGGAGUUAGCUGUAGGCCGACAUCCCGGGUUCCCGCCGCUAUAUCACCGCCAGCCAUCAUCAUCAUCAUCAUCAUCAUCAUUCUUAUUUAUGAUUAUUAUUUAUUAUUGUGGCUUUUUGCCAUUUUAUUCUCUGCGCCGAGGUGCACGAACCUCGCGAUAGUAUUUGCACAAACGAUGCGUGACGCUUAACUGAUGCGAAGGUGACGGGGCCACUUGGAGACGCACUGCAGAGUAGCUUGAUGAGUGUCCAAAGUAACAGUGGAAGUGGUGGAAGUUUGGAGGGGACGCCAUCUUGGUCCCAGUUCUCCACGUCCCCAACGCCGGGAGCUUUGCAGACUAAUACGGCACCUGUAAAGGCUAAAGAAGGUACAAUGGAAGAGCUUCAUAGCCUUGAUCCUCGACGGCAGGAAUUGCUGGAAGCAAGGUUUACAGGAGGUGUGAGUACUGGGAGUGGAAGUGGAAGCACAGGAGCAAAAGCUUUAACAAAUAAUGAAUGUUCUAACCACAGUUUUGGAAGUCUUGGAUCAUUAAGUGACAAAGAGUCAGAGACUCCAGAAAAGAAACAACCUGACUCUGCAAGAGGAAGAAAACGCAAAGCAGAUAACCAGAGUGAUAAUAGCCAAGGUAAAGCGGGUGGAAGAGGACAUAAAAUUAGUGACUAUUUUGAUUACACAGGUGGUAAUGGUACUAGUCCAGUAAGAGGUGUACCACCUUCAAUUCGAUCUCCUCAGAACUCCUUUUCUCAUUCUGCUACUUCAUCUGUUCGGCAGAAUAGUCCAUCCCCUACUGCACUGGCUUUUGCAGACCUUUCUGUUUUACAACCAAAACUAAUUUCUGUCUCCUGCAAGACUACUCAGACUGAACUCACCAUGGGAAAAUUGGCUGCUCUUGAAAGCAAUAAGAAUCUGGACCUUGAGAAGAAAGAAGGCAGAAUAGAUGACUUACUGAGAGCCAACUGUGAUCUAAGAAGACAAAUAGAUGAACAGCAAAAACUGCUUGAAAAGUACAAGGAACGACUAAACAAGUGUAUGACGAUGAGCAAAAAGUUAUUGAUUGAGAAGAGUAAACAGGAGAAGCAAUCUAGCAGAGAGAAGAGUAUGCAGGAUAGGCUACGGCUGGGGCAUUUCACAACAGUACGACACGGUGCUUCAUUCACUGAGCAAUGGACUGAUGGCUAUGCAUUUCAGAAUCUUGUAAAACAACAGGAAUGGAUAAAUCAACAGAGGGAAGAAAUAGAAAGACAAAGAAAGUUGCUGGCAAAGAGAAAGCCGCCUCCAACUCAAAAUUUGCAGACUCCAGCAGCAAACUCUGAGCUAAAACAGCGGAAAACAAAAGCUGUCAAUGGUGCUGAAAAUGAUCCUUUUGUUAGACCAAACCUUCCACAGUUGUUGACAAUAGCAGAAUAUCAUGAACAGGAAGAAAUCUUCAAACUUAGAUUAGGACAUCUUAAGAAGGAAGAAGCUGAAAUUCAAGCAGAGCUUGAACGCCUGGAGAGAGUCCGAAAUCUGCAUAUACGUGAGCUUAAAAGAAUAAAUAAUGAAGAUAGUUCACAAUUCAAAGAUCAUCCUACAUUGAAUGAUAGAUAUUUAUUGCUACACUUACUUGGACGUGGUGGCUUCAGUGAAGUAUAUAAGGCUUUUGAUUUGAUUGAACAGCGGUAUGCAGCAGUGAAGAUCCAUCAAUUAAACAAAAAUUGGAGGGAAGAAAAGAAGGAAAACUAUCACAAGCAUGCAUGUAGAGAAUACAGAAUACACAAAGAACUGGAUCAUCCCAGGAUAGUUAAGUUGUAUGACUAUUUCUCCCUGGAUACAGAUACAUUUUGUACAGUGUUAGAAUACUGUGAAGGAAAUGAUUUAGACUUCUAUCUGAAGCAGCACAAAUUGAUGUCUGAAAAGGAAGCAAGAUCCAUUGUAAUGCAGAUUGCAAAUGCUUUGAGGUAUCUAAAUGAGAUCAAACCGCCAAUUAUACAUUACGAUCUAAAGCCUGGUAAUAUCCUUUUGGUUGAUGGAACUGCAUGUGGAGAAAUAAAAAUAACUGAUUUUGGCUUAUCUAAAAUUAUGGAUGACGAUAAUUAUAAUGCUGUAGAUGGAAUGGAUCUGACAUCUCAAGGAGCUGGAACAUACUGGUAUUUGCCUCCUGAGUGUUUUGUUGUAGGAAAAGAACCACCCAAAAUUUCUAACAAAGUGGAUGUCUGGUCUGUAGGUGUUAUCUUUUUCCAAUGUCUCUAUGGUCGUAAGCCAUUUGGCCACAAUCAGUCACAGCAAGACAUCUUACAGGAGAAUACAAUAUUAAAAGCUACUGAAGUCCAGUUCCCUGUUAAACCAGUUGUUAGCAAUGAAGCAAAGGCUUUCAUUAGGCGUUGUCUAGCUUACCGUAAAGAAGAUCGUUUUGAUGUCCAUCUGCUGGCUAAUGAUGCCUACCUUCUCCCUCAUAUGCGCCGGUCCAAUUCUUCAGGAAACCUUCAUAUGCCUGGACCAGCCACAAUUCCUGUUUCACCCAUGUCAAGCAUAGUUUCUUAUUAAGAUUUACUUUAGUCAGAGUGACAAUUCUUAUCGAACUUCUUUCAAGGUUGAUUUGCAGUUGGAUGUCAUAACUUGUGGCCAGCUGGGCGACAUGAGAUGAAAGGGGGGGGGCAGUGAAAUGAUUGAAAGGCACCAGUUGUUAAAUCGUUUGAUUUAUUUCAAGUAGAGUUUGAACCAUGGACAACAAUCAGCUGCACUUGUUACAAAAUUACUGUAGACCAUAAAGCUCAGUACUCCCAUCAGGCAGCCUUUCUGUUCAGAACUGUUCAUCCUCUCCUGCUUUUUUGGGAACACUGUAUAUAGUAGCCUAAUGAGUCACUUUGGAACUAUUUUUUAAUAUAAUACUUAUUUUGUUUAAAAUAAGGCCAGAACAAAUGAUUUUAGCACAAAGAAAUACAACAGCCCGCCCAGAUAAAAUUAUGUGAAGAGAGAUUGUAGUAGCCCUCGUAAAACCUGACAGUGCACAAACCAUUUGCAUAUUGAAGCUACUAUGAACAGCUGGUGUAUUUAUAGGUCAAACUGUAGAAUGUACUGUGCAGGACAAUAGUAAGAUAGCAUUGUUUUAUAUUGUUGUAAAUGAUUUCAUUAUACUUGUUCUUAAGUUACAGUUUGAUUCUGUACAGGCUGUAUUAUAAUCUGGCUUUAUUUGUUUGGUUUUCUUUAAUGGGAACUCUUAUUCCAAUAAUGGAGCUUUUGCCAUUGCUGCUAGAUUGCAUUGGUGUUUUCGUUAUAACAUGGCCUUCAUACCUUAUUCACACAACUGAAGUGUCUAAAGGCUUAAUUUGUGUUAAUUAAGACCAUUUUAAGCAAGUUUUGUAGUUUUGAGGAAUAGGUCAUUUUACUAAUAAGCCCUGACCUGUUUGACAAAAUAAUUCGAGUGGUUUUCAAAUAUUUUGGAAGAAAAAAAAUGAAAAUGCAAAUGAGAUCACAUGUUUGCAGGAUUAUUGAUUUCUUCUGUGUAGAUAUGAUGUGAAACAUUAAAUUCUGAACAGUUGCCUUGUGCUGUACAAAUUACAACCAUUUUCAGUAAUACAAAAUCUUGCUGUUUAGUACAAUUUACUGCUUGUUUUAACAUCCAUACUAUAGAAUACCUGUAUGUAAUUAGUACACUUGGAAACAAAACAAAAUUGGUUCAUCUAGGCAUUGUUAAUGUUGUAUAAUUAAGCUGUUGCCUGUGUUGCUGUUGUUAAGAGCGACUGUUUUCACUGUAAAUAAAAUGUUAUCUGUCAAUAAAACGGUGCUGCUGAUACUGUAGAGAGUGUAGCCAAAACCAGUAAUAAACAUUCAAAAUUAUAUUUCAUUCAGGUAACUUUGUCAAAGAAAAUGUAUAUUUUAAGCAUCAUGCACACAAUUAAAUUUAUCUCCAUCUGUUCUGGAAAAACUAUAUGCUUAGCGUGCUAUGAAUUCUUAUUAUAUGGUGAUAAAGCACACGGUAGCAAUUUCUGGUUUCUGUUGUGCCUCCAAAUUAUGAUAGAUCAGUUUUUCCCACUUUGCUCAACUCCAUUUUUACUUCUAAGAUGGAAUAAGGCCAUCAGUUUUUCUGGUGUAGAUUAGAUCAUAGUUAGAAAAGAUUGUUAUUUUAUGAAUGUAUUUACUGCUGAGUCAGCCAGUCCUUGGUGUUUUUUUAAUAUAAUGCUUGCUAUAAACAACAGUGAUAACCCUCAAGGAAAGAGUCACAACAAAAU